AUGCCAUGCAAAUGCAUACGCAACGCAUCACGAAGGGAUGCGACCCUUCAAGGGAAAAGGCGCACUGUUUUGCGUUGUUGGGUGAUCUGCACGCGCAAUUCAAUGACCUACGGAUGCAGGUGCAGCGCAGAUGCUCACUGGAAUUCGGAGAGUGUCACCUGCGGGCACAGUUCGGGCAUAGUUUCAACACAGACUGGGCGCAGCGAAACCACAAAAAAUGUGCUGAUUACCACUUUAUAUUUACACCUAAAGCAUAGAGAGCAUGAUAGAUAUACCUCUAAGUUUCCAGCGUUCAACUCAAGAAUUCUACUUUCUGGUCCUGCAGGAUCGGAAAUAUAUCAAGAGAUGCUGAUGAAGGCACUUGCUCGUUAUUAUGGGGUUAAACUGAUUAUUUUUGAUAGCCAAGCUUAUUUGGGUGGGCUAUCAGCGAAGGCUGCUGAGCCAAUGAAAGAGAGAUAUAGUGCAGACAAAAUCGCAAGCAAAUUGAAGCAAAUUCUUGGGGACCUACUUGACUUGACCGAAGGCACUGAACCAUCAUCUAGCCAAACUGCUAAUACUAACUCUUUGGAUGGGGCAUCGAAAAACACCCUCUUUAUGGCAGGUGAUAGGGUCAAGUUUGUUGGUUCUACUUCUGAUGCACAGCGCUCGACUCCCGUCAGGGGACCAACAUUUGGGACUAGAGGGAAGGUGGUAUUGACUUUCCAUGAUAAUCCAUCAGCAAAGGUUGGCGUAAAAUUUGAUAGGCCUAUCCCUUAUGGCAUUAACUUAGGUGGACUUUGCGAUGGUGAUCAUGGAUACUUCUGCGAAGUUAGUGAACUGCGGUUAGAUGAAGCCACUGACGUGGACGAUCUGGAAGAAUUACUCACCAAUACAUUGUUUGAGGUUGUUUCCAGUGAAAGCAGAAAUUCUCCAGUCAUUUUGUUCAUAAAACAUGUUGCGAAGUCUGUGGCACGAAAUUCAGUAUCUUAUUCAACAUUCCAAAGUCGGCUUGAGGAGCUACCUGAUAAUGUAGUCAUUAUCGGUUCUCAUGCUCAUACAAACAAACAUAAGAAGGAUAGUUUUGGGGAGAUGCAUGACAAGGGGAAACGGUCUGAAAGGACAAAUAAAUUUUUGAUGAAACUUUUCCCAAAUAAAGUGGUUAUUCACAUGCCACAGGAUGAAACACUUUUAUUGACUUGGAAACAACAACUGGAUCAAGAUGUUGAUACCCUCAGAAUGAAAGAAAAUUUUAAUAGCUUGCAAAGAGUUCUGAGUCGGAUUGGAUUAGAAUGCAGUGGACUAGAGACAUUGUGCUUCAAAGACCAAAAUUUCUCUGUUAAAAGUGCCGAGAAGGUUGUUGGAUGGGCGUUGAGCCAUCACUUGAUGCAGAACGCUCAAGAAGAUCUUGACAUGGGGCUAGUCUUAUCUCCUGUUAGCAUUCAGUAUGGGUUAGAACUCUUACAAGCUAAGCAAAAUGACACCACUAGCUUGAAGAAAGUUAAGGAUGUUGAGACAGAAAAUGAGUUUGAGAAGGCACUUCUCGCUGAUGUUAUUGCCCCCAGUGAUAUUGGGGUGACAUUUGAUGAUGUCGGUGCACUUGAAAAUGUGAAGGAUACAUUAAAAGAGCUGGUCAUGCUUCCCUUACAAAGACCUGAACUUUUCUCCAAGAGUCAACUAACCAAGCCCUGCAAAGGAAUACUUUUGUUUGGUCCUCCUGGAACUGGGAAAACCAUGCUGGCAAAAGCCGUUGCCACUGAAGCGGGAGCAAAUUUUAUUAAUAUUUCAAUGUCAAGUAUCUGUUCAAAGUGGUAUGGUCAGAGUGAGAAAUGCAUAAAAGCUGUCUUCUCGCUGGCUAGUAAAAUUGCUCCCAGCGUUAUUUUUGUAGAUGAAGUUGAUAGUAUGCUGGGAAGAAGGGAAAAUCCAGAAGAACAUCAGGCAAUGCGCAGAUUGAAAAAUGAAUUCAUGCUGAAUUGGGAUGGGUUGCGCACAAAGGAUACUGAACGAGUUCUGGUACUUGCAGCAACAAACAGGCCAUUUGACCUUGAUGAAGCUGUUAUAAGGCGACUGCCACACAGGUUGAUGGUCAAUUUACCAGAUGCUCCAAACAGAGCAAAAAUUCUAAAAGUGAUACUCGCAAAAGAAGACUUGGCUCAGGAUGUUGAUCUGGAAUCAGUUGCAAGUAUGACAGAUGGAUAUUCCGGAAGUGACCUUAAGAAUCUGUGUGCAACUGCUGCAUAUCGACCUAUUAGAGAUAUCCUAGAAAAGGAAAAAAAGGAACAGGCUGCAGAUCGUGCUGAUGGUGGACCACCUCCAGCACUAAGCAGCAGUGCAGACUUACGGCCACUAAAUAUGGACGACUUCAGAUAUUCUCAUCAGCACGUUUGCGCAAGUGUUUUAUCUGAAUCUACAAAUAUGACCGAGCUUCUUCAGUGGAAUGAUCUGUAUGGAGAAGGGGGAUCUAGAACGAAGCAAUCCUUCAGUUACUUCAUGUAAAGGUUGUCUCAAUAUGUGUGAAUUUUUGUCAGUUGUCUGCCCUUUUGGGUUGCUGUGGCCUUGGUCAUUUGUACAAUGAGUUUUGACAUGUUAUA
Messenger RNA from Capsicum annuum, 2567 nucleotides. RefSeq names its product peroxisome biosynthesis protein PAS1. Gene Ontology annotation, cellular component: mitochondrial outer membrane. Bases 1 to 2472 code for a protein of 823 amino acids. The transcript has 21 exons. Lineage: Eukaryota; Viridiplantae; Streptophyta; Magnoliopsida; Solanales; Solanaceae. Gene Ontology annotation, molecular function: ATP binding; ATP hydrolysis activity. The record is from RefSeq and is a predicted model, not a curated record.